Molecule: messenger RNA, 1356 nt
Organism: Uloborus diversus
Lineage: Eukaryota; Metazoa; Arthropoda; Arachnida; Araneae; Uloboridae
Product: kelch-like protein 10
Exons: 7
Coding region: 1-1356 (451 amino acids)
Molecular function (GO): protein binding
Source: RefSeq, a predicted model, not a curated record
AUGGUCAAGUUUGAAACUGUGAGGAAGCAUACAAGAUUGUUCCUUACACCCUUAGAGCAUGUGUACAAGUUGGAGUAUUUCCAAAACAAGGAUUUGCUUUCUGAAGAGAUCCUGAAAAACAAGAACGGAGAAAAAAAUCUAGUUCUUGCAUGCAAGCGUGCCGUUUCUAACGACAAACCCUGGUGGAAUGCGAUGAAGAAUAUGACUUUCUUAGUGAUUCCAGAGCUCUUGGCUGCGUCUCACCAAGCAUACAACUCGCUUAUUCAAGCAACUUCAGAUUCUGAUUUGAAAACUCAGAUGUAUCACAAAAAUCUGUCUCUUGUGCAAAAUGGAGUACAGACUUUAUCGUUUCAAGUUGAAAAAGACGGUAGCCUUUCCUUUGUGAAGAAAUGUACCCCUGGAGAAUACAUCAAACCCUUGCAACCGGGUUUAGAUAGUAAGAUGUUCGCCGUUCUUGGUUGGAGUGGAGACGCGGCAACGUCAACGAUUGAAGUCUAUGACUCCAAGAGUCGAAAAUGGUCCUAUUUUGCACAUAAUGCUCCUCUUCCUCGAGCCUACCACGGAGUAGUGGUGCUGAGCGGGUUGAUUUACAUUAUCGGAGGAUUUGAUGGACGCUAUUGCUACACUAACACUUAUUGUUUCAAUAUAAAGACCAGGAAGUGGUCCCGCAAAGAGAGUAUGCACAAAUCUCGAUGCUACGUGACUGCUGUUGCACACUGCGGUUUGAUCUACGCCAUGGGGGGCCAUGACGGAAUUUAUAGGUUCAAGUCGUGCGAAAAAUACAAUCCAAAGCUGAGGAAAUGGCAGUUUUUCGCCAAUAUGCACCACCGACGCAGUGACGCUUCUAGUGCUGUGCAUAAAGGACUCAUUUUUAUCUGUGGUGGAUUCGACGGUGAUAUUGUACUAGAUAGUUCUGAAAUUUAUGACCCAAACUCUGACCAGUGGAGUCUCAUAGCUCCCAUGCUCAGUCCAAGAAGUGGCUUGACUUUGGUCUCAUAUAAUGGAAGAAUUUUAGCCCUUGGUGGUUACGAUGGCUACGACAGACUUUCUACAGUUGAAGAAUUUGAUGAAACUGAAAACUGUUGGACGUCCUUCAGCCCUAUGCUGACCACUAGAAGCAAUUUCGCCGCUACUGUGUUUGAAGGAGAAGUAUAUGCUAUAGGAGGAUAUAAUGGUAGAUACACAUCGCCUGAUGUUGAGAAACUAGAUGAGAAUAACAAGUGGAUAAAAGUUGCGAGUCUUAAUAAACAUAGAAGCGCUCUUGGCGCAUGCGUUUUACAUGAUUCAAGCGGCAUUUCGUUGUGUUCAAUCAAAGGUAAAAUUGAAUUUUGUACAACACUCCGAAAAAACAUUUAA